ACUCCACGUAUAGAUUAUAUACUUAUAAGCAUGAUGAUCGCUUCAGCAACUGAAGUGAAUCACGAAUCUUUAUUCAACUAUAAUUUAAAUUCUACUUCAAGCAGUUUAGCUGCAAUUAGCACACAAGUUACACCAAUAAGUUUGCAUUCACCUUCACCACCAACACCUCACACUCCUUCCUCACCAUCACAACAACCCCAGAUAAUAUCUGAGCCACCACAAUCAUCACUGCCACCAACAGUCAUUCCUACCUUGGAUGAAAUCUUGAACACAUCCAUCAAUGCCCAGAAUUCCGAUUUUAACUUGGAUAAAUUUGUCAGUUAUUUAUCAUCAGUUCAUGGCAAUGAAAAUCUCGAAUUUGUCUUGGAUGUAAACUCCUACCUUUCGCUUAGACCACCAACAAUAUCGCACUGGCAACAGUUAUACACGAAAUAUAUAGAACUUGAAGCACCAUGCGAAGUCAAUUUACCUUGUCAUUUCAGAUCUCAAUUGACUUUAAACAAGAUGCCAGAUUUUACCUUGCUAAUCAAAUGCAGAAGAUAUAUCCACGACGAUAUUCUUAUUAACUUGUAUCAUGAAUUCGUCAAGCAUGUCAAGAGUGCCUUUGAAUGUCCAUUCAGAUGCUGUACUCCUCCUAAUGAUCCAACAGUUUCACCUCGUCACUCAGUUCAUUAUGUUAACAAUAAAGCUGCACCACCAUUAACGCAUUCACAAUCUGUAUAUUGCAGUGCUACAUCCGCUGCUAUUUCUUCCUCUCGAUUAAAGCAUAGCAACUCAGUCAGCGGUGCCAGCAUGUUUAGACAACCACCACCUUUGCAUAAGCAUUCACAAGUUGGUUAUGAUUACUACGCUAUUCCUAACAGCGACUGCAGUAGUACCAGUGAAGAAGACAAUAGUCCUCGUACCACUCGUAAUAACUCUGCUGGUUCUGUUAGAGGCGGUUCACUUGGAUCCCUCGUAGGAGAUUACAAGAGCAUGAUUAAGAAGUUUAAGUUUAGAAGGUCUAGUACUGAUGAUUAGUAGACCUGGGUUUUUUAGUUCACAUUUUUUUUUGGUUUUGAUUGGGUUAGUGAUGUUUCUUUUCAACAUGGUUUUGUUUACGAAUGUCCUUGUAAAGGCAGGGGCUUUUAUGGGGUUAUGAUAUUUAUUUGGGUUUUUAUUUUGGGUUUACGUUUCUAGAGUUAGAGAUUAUUGGAUAUUUCUAUAGAGUAACAUUUAACAAUAAUUUCAUGAUUAGAUUU
Molecule: messenger RNA, 1241 nt
Organism: Spathaspora passalidarum NRRL Y-27907
Lineage: Eukaryota; Fungi; Ascomycota; Pichiomycetes; Serinales; Debaryomycetaceae
Gene: RGS2
Product: GTPase-activating protein
Exons: 1
Coding region: 31-1020 (329 amino acids)
Source: RefSeq, a predicted model, not a curated record